Molecule: messenger RNA, 1762 nt
Organism: Periconia digitata
Lineage: Eukaryota; Fungi; Ascomycota; Dothideomycetes; Pleosporales; Periconiaceae
Source: the annotation of a GenBank genome assembly
UCCGUACCAAGUUUGCGCAACUGUACUAUGCCGGCUGGACGCAUCCACAAGACGGAUUUGCACGCUACCAAAUGGGUUGAGGUUUGGUCUCGUUGGUUACCCAUCUCGGUUUCCUACCUUCUCAAUUUCCUGCCCUACCACCCAUCCACCGUCCACGCACGCACGCCGUCCACGUACCUUCUGCAUCACCGCCAUGUCCGCCGCUCCCCGGCCGCCCAUCUUUCGACUUCCAAUCGAGCUGCGCAACAUCAUCUAUAAGUACUAUGCUCGCGUUGAUGGAGGGUAUACACACAAUUUUGCCACGAACAAACUCGUCAAAGCCGACGGUCAAUGCAUCGAUUUUGCCUUAAAUAUGACAUGUCGCCAAAUCGCCGCCGAAAUGCGGAGUCUCAAUGUGCUUUCGCUCAAUAACAUCACCUUUCGAACUCACCACUCCAAAGAAACAGAUGAGACUGCAGCGCAUUUACACAGUAGCCUUAGCACAGUUCAAGGUGCUAAGGCUCGAUUGCUUGACGCCAUGGCACCCCGCUUCCUCACCCCAGAUCUGUCAGAGGCUAUUGCCGCAAGGUAUCCUCGUCUUCAGCCCUUAUUGGACGGUUGGCGCUCUGAUCCUCCGCUUUCGUUGGCUAGGUACUCCAUGUUGCUGCAGGAUCCUAGGCACUCCUGGGGGGAGGCCCCCUCAUUGUGGAACGAAUUCGUAGACUACACUCUCAAGCUUCUCUCCGAGCUUCCGAACUUCCCCCAUGAACCUCAAAGCAUAUGGUGGGGCAUGUGGAAUGAUUACGACGCCGCAAGACUGAUCAACAUGCAGCUACCUCCCCCAUGGGCUAUUCUUGGGGUGGAAGAGGCCCGCCAACUACAGGCCAAUGUGGCGUCGGCCACAGGAAUACACGGUUAUAGGCACUCAGACUCCGCUAGGAACCCCGAUAAAUCCUUGAAGUAUACAUACUCUGCCGCGUCAUUGGCUAUCCGAUUUCUGGAAUCAAUUCCCCAUACUACCCGGGGCCACAUCAGACAUGUGCUUCUAGACGAAGAUCAAGAGUCCAUCGCACACGCUCCAUGCCACAUCCAAGGACUUAUUCCAUUUUGCCGCUCAAACCCGCGAAUGACCAUCAAACGCCAAGUCAAUUUGUGGACAACCUGCCUAUACGUUGAUGACCCGGGUUUCAAUGCCCAUUACAAAGGGAACAAGAUUACCUGGGCAAUAGGAUCCUGGUUAGUGGAGGCAUUGAGAUUAACAACACUCGGCAUGCCCCGAAGUUCAUUCCAGCUUUUUCUUGACGGCGCGCCGCUUCCAGAGCUAGCACAUAAAGUCUUCGUGCAGGUGGCUGCUAAUGCUGUAUAUCAUGCAGCAACGAAUAUCUUGUACAAUCGCGGCACAUUCUCCCGCCCGUCGUGGGCGAUGCAUCGUAUGCGUGGCAACUAUUGUUGGGAGGAUCUUCCGCAGAUUUACCAGGAUUUAACGGAUGGAAAGCUUUCAUAUCUCAUCUCCACUAGUCACGACAUCUUUUCGUACUGGACCCCUGAACGCGAAAUCGAAGAACGUGGAGCCGUUUCCCACGAGCGAUGGUUAGCAGGAUGGUGGAGUGGCAUGUUCUCACGAUUUCACACCAAAGCACCAUUGGCUCCCGUCGACCAACUUCGACCCGGAAGCUUAUCCAGUUUCGAAGCUACCUCGUUCCAAUGGAAAGAACAUGUCCCAGAUUGGCUUUCAUUGUAUAAUCUUCCUGAUGGGACAGAAAACCACCUCGACGGAUUUUAG